Molecule: messenger RNA, 1010 nt
Organism: Rubroshorea leprosula
Lineage: Eukaryota; Viridiplantae; Streptophyta; Magnoliopsida; Malvales; Dipterocarpaceae
Source: the annotation of a GenBank genome assembly
CUGGGAAUUUGACCCAGAAGCUGGAACAUUGGAAGAACGUGCCCAAGUGGAAAGGUUCCGCCAGGAGUUCAAAAAAAAUCGAUUUCGAGUGAAACAGAGUUCAGAUCUGUUAAUGAGAAUGCAGUCUUUGAAGUGCUUAUUUUUAUCCCAAAUGCAGAGUAGUAGUGGUGGUUUCACAUGUUGGGAGCCUAGAAGAACCUACCGUUGCGUAGAGAAUUUUAAUCCUACAGAGUUUUUUGAAGAUACUGUCGUAGAAACGGAGUAUGUAGAGUGUACUUCUUCAGCAAUUCAAAGCCUCUUGCUUUUUAGGAAAUUAUAUCCCAAGCAUCGAAGAACUGAGAUAGACCACAGUAUUGUAACAGCUGCCCGUUACCUUGAAGAGACACAAAAACAAAAUGGUUCAUGGUAUGGUUCCUGGGGAAUAUGCUACACCUAUGCCACAUGGUUUGCUGUAGAAGGGCUGGCUGCCUGCGGCAGGACCUAUCACAAUAGUCCUACUUUGCGUAAAGCUUGUGAAUUUUUAUUAUCUAAGCAGCUACCAAAUGGGGGAUGGGGAGAAAGUUACCUUUCUUCCCAGAAUAAGGUGUAUACAUACCUAAAAGGCGACCGCUCAAACUUGGUACAAACAGCAUGGGCUUUAUUAGCUCUCCUUCAUGCUGGACAGGCUGAAGUAGAUCCUACCCCAAUUCACCGUGGAGUCAAACUCCUCAUAAAUUCACAACUGGAAGAUGGUGACUUCCCUCAAGAGGAAAUUACCGGAGUAUUUAUGAGGAAUUGUUUACUACACUAUUCAUCUUACCGGAACGUAUUCCCCAUAUGGGCACUUGGAGAGUAUUAUUCUGUGUUCUUCUUGCAUAAAUCUAAAAGGAAUAGGCUGUACUGUACCCAACUCUGAUGUACUCAUGCCUUUAAUGUGAUAAGGAGAGGUGUAUGAUCUUAUGUAUUCUUCUCAAUAAGAGUUGAAAAAUAUAUUAGGAUAAGGUUUAAUUUAAUAAAUUAUUUAUUAAUUU